UGGAGAGGGAUCGGGACCGAGGCUCGGCGCAGAGACAUGUAGCGCCUGGCUGCUCUCAAAGCCCGGGUUUGGAGACGCGCCUUCAUUCUACUCAUGAUUUCUCUGUAGUCUGGUCCAGGGCAUCUGCUGCAGUGAUGUUCAGGAACAGCUUGAAGAUGCUGCUGACGGGGGGGAAGGCCAACCGCAAGAGUCGCAGCAGUGAUGGCGGGAGCGAGGACCUGGCAGAUGCCCGCUCGCCCGGUCUAGACCCUCACCUGUGCCACGUCGGCCAAGGUGGCAGCAUCGACAGCGACUGCGCCUUCGAAGGAGACUACGCGGUGCCGCCGCUCUCCAUGACCGAGGGCAUGCAGCACAUUCGCAUAAUGGAGGGCGUGUCCCGCUCGCUGCCCUCCUCCCCGAUGCUCACCCACCAGACCAUCAGUGUCCGGCUGCAGCCAGUGAAGAAGCUCACAGCCCCUCUGCGGAAAGCAAAGUUUGUGGAGAGCCCGCGCAUUCCUCAAUCAGAGCUUGGCUCCCCUACACACACCUGCUCCACUGCCAAGAAUCCAGACCUGGACACAUUCUGCCCUGGGGAGUCAAGCCGGGAGCUGGGCCCCCCUCCGUCGGUGGACGAGGCAGCCAACACAUUGAUGACGCGCCUGGGUUUCCUUCUGGGAGACAAAGCGAACGAGGGGCCAGCCGGCACCCAGUACAGCAUGGAGGAACCCGAGGCGAGACAGGUAAUGGGCCAGAACCAGAGGAUCAGCCCCUGCUCCACCCUGACCAGCAGCACUGCCUCCCCCCCUGCAGGCAGCCCCUGCUCCACCCUCCCCCCCACCAUGCCAGGCCAGGCCGGCGGCAGGGACUGUGCCUAUGGCUCCGUCACCAGUCCCACCUCAACACUGGAGAGCAGGGACAGCGGGAUUAUCGCCACUCUGACCAGCUACUCCGAGAACGUGGAGCGAGGCGGCAAAUACGGCGAGGGCUCCCGGGCCAACCUCAAGCUGUGGCAGUCCCAGAAAUCAGGCAUGGACUCGUUCCUGUACAGGGUGGAUGAGAACAUGACCGCCUCCACUUACAGCCUCAACAAAAUCCCCGAGCGCAGCCUGGAGAGCAUGUCCUCCCACUCCGCCCACUCCAUCCCUCUGUACCUCAUGCCCCGCCCUAACUCUGUGGCAGCGACUAGCUCCGCCCACCUGGAGGACCUGGCCUACCUGGAUGAGCAGAGGCACACGCCGCUACGCACCUCGCUGCGCAUGCCCAGGCAGAGCACCACCUGCGGGCCGGGUCGCUCCGGGCAGGACCUGAGAGCUUCCGCAAAUAACAGCAAUGCCUGGCAAUCCCAGUCACUACGGUUUGCUCCUUAUCGGCCUCAAGACAUCGCCCUCAAGCCUCUGCUGUUCGAGGUGCCGAGCAUCACCAUGGACUCCGUCUUCACGGGCCGCGAGUGGCUCUUCCAGGAGAUCGACGCCCACCUCAACAGCCCCAACUCCACCACCAACCGCGGCGUGGUGGUCGUCGGCAACAUCGGCUUCGGAAAGACUGCGAUCAUGUCCCGCCUGGUGGCGCUCAGCUGCCACGGCACCCGCAUGAGACAGAUCGCCUCGGACAGCCCGCAGGCCUCGCCCAAACAUGGAGAGGGGCUCCCCCUCACCCAGCCUCAGCCCACGCACGGCACCCUGGGAGGAGGCAGCUGUCCAGGGACCCCUGAGAUGAGGCGGCGUCAGGAAGAAGGCAUGAGGAGGCUGGCGUCUCAGGUGGUGGCGUAUCACUACUGCCAGGCGGAUAACGCCUACACCUGCCUGGUGCCGGAGUUCGUGCACAACGUGGCCGCUCUGCUGUGUCGCUCUCCGCACCUCGUGGCCUACAGGGAGCAGCUGCUGAGGGAGCCGCACCUCCAGAGCAUCCUGAGCCUGCGCUCCUGCGUCCAGGACCCGCUGGCCUCCUUCAGGAGGGGGGUGCUCGAGCCCCUGGAUACACUUUACAAAGAGAGGAAGAUCAGCUCGGAGGAGGACCUCAUCAUCCUCAUCGACGGCUUGAACGAGGCAGAGUUCCACAAACCGGACUACGGAGACACCAUCGUGUCCUUCCUCACCAAAACCGUCAACAAGUUCCCUCCCUGGCUGAAGCUGGUGGUCACAGUCAGAACCACGUUACAGGAGAUCACCUCCGCGCUGCCGUUCCACCGCAUCUCCCUGGACGGCCUGGAGGAGAACGAUGCCAUCGACCAGGACCUGCAGGGCUACAUCCUGCACCGCAUCCACAGCAGCCCGGAGAUCCAGAACAACAUCUCGCUCAACGGCAAGAUGGACAACACCACGUUCGGCAAGCUCAGCGCCCACCUCAAGGCCCUGAGCCAGGGCUCCUAUCUGUACCUCAAGCUCACCUUUGACCUCAUCGAGAAGGGCUACCUGGUUCUGAAAAGCUCCAGCUAUAAGGUGGUGCCAGUCAACCUGGCCGAGGUCUACCUGCUGCAGUGCAACAUGCGCUUCCCCACGCAGUCGUCGUUCGAGCGGGCGCUGCCUCUGCUCAACGUGGCCGUGGCGUCGCUGCAUCCGCUGAACGACGAGCAGAUAUACCAGGCCAUCAACGCCGGCUCGGUGCAGGGCACUCUGGACUGGGAGGACUUCCAGCAACGUGUGGACAACCUGUCGGUCUUCCUGGUGAAGAGGAGGGACGGCACCAGGAUGUUCGUUCACCCGUCCUUCAGGGAGUGGUUGAUCUGGAGAGAGGAGGGAGAAAAGACAAAGUUCCUGUGUGACCCAAGGAGCGGUCACACCCUUCUGGCCUUCUGGUUUUCUCGGCAGGAGAACAAGCUGAACAGACAACAGACCAUCGAGCAGGGCCAUCACAUCCUCAAAGCACAUAUCUUCAAGGGUCUCAGCAAGAAAGUUGGGGUUUCCUCAUCUAUCUUGCAAGGCCUGUGGGUAUCCUACAGCUCUGAGGGCCUUUCAGCUGCUCUGUCCUCACUGAGGAACCUCUACACCCCCAACAUCAAGGUGAGCCGGCUACUGAUGAUGGGCGGUGGCAACGUGAACUACCGGACGGAGGUGCUGAACAACGCCCCCGUCCUGUGCGUCCACUCCCACCUGGGCUACAUGGACAUGGUGGCUCUGCUGCUGGAGUACGGCGCCUCCGUGGACGCCCCGUCUGAAAGCGGUCUGACGCCGCUGGGCUACGCCGCCGCCGGGGGACACAUGUCCAUCGUGACCGCCCUCUGCCGCAGGAGAGCAAAGGUCGACCACCUGGAUAAGAACGGCCAGUGCGCCCUGGUGCACGCGGCGCUGAGGGGCCACAUGGAGGUGGUGAAGUUCCUCAUCCAGUGCGACUGGAGCCUGGGGCCGCAUCAGCAGCAACAGUCACCACAGACACAACAACAGACGGCGUUCACCAAGAGCCACGCCGUGCAGCAGGCGCUCAUCGCCGCAGCCAGUAUGGGAUACACAGAGAUCGUGUCCUACCUGCUGGACCUGCCGGAGAAAGACGAAGAGGAGGUGGAGCGGGCUCAGAUCAAUAACUUCGACACCCUGUGGGGGGAGACAGCUCUGACCGCAGCCUCCGGUCGGGGGAAGCUGGAGGUUUGUCGCCUGUUACUGGAACAAGGUGCGGCCGUGGCUCAGCCCAACAGACGAGGCAUCGUCCCGCUGUUCAGCGCCGUCCGACAGGGACACUGGCAGAUCGUGGACCUCCUCCUCACACACGGAGCAGAUGUCAACCUGGCGGACAAGCAGGGUCGCAGCCCUCUGAUGAUGGCCGCCUCAGAGGGACACCUGGGCACUGUGGAGUAUUUACUAUCUCAAGGAGCUUCUCUGUCUCUGAUGGAUAAGGAGGGUCUGACCUCUCUGAGCUGGGCGUGUCUGAAGGGCCACUUACCUGUGGUCCGCUGCCUGGUGGAGAACGGAGCGGCCACCGACCACGCAGACAAGAACGGACGCACGCCCCUGGACCUGGCGGCUUUCUAUGGCGACUCUGAAGUGGUCCAGUUCUUGGUCGACCACGGGGCCAUGAUAGAGCACGUGGACUACAGCGGGAUGCGACCCCUCGACAGGGCGGUGGGCUGCAGGAACACGUCGGUGGUGGUCGCCCUGCUCAAGAAAGGAGCCAAGAUAGGAUGUCAGACGCUGCCCAGUCGGCCCCGAGGUCCAGCCACAUGGGCCAUGGCCACCUCCAAACCCGACAUCAUGAUCAUCUUACUCAGCAAACUCAUCGAGGAGGGGGACGGCUUCUACAAGAAGGGGAAGGUGAAGGAGGCGGCGCAGCGUUAUCAAUAUGCCCUCAAAAAGUUUCCACGCGAAGGCUUCAGCGAGGACCUCAAGACGUUCAGGGAACUCAAAGUAUCGCUCUUCCUCAACCUGUCCCGAUGUCGGAGGAAAAUGAACGACUUUGGGAUGGCUGAGGAAUUUGCUACGAAGGCACUCGAACUGAAACCAAAAUCUUACGAAGCUUAUUACGCCAGGGCCCGCGCCAAGCGUAGCAGCAGACAAUUUCCUGAAGCCUUAGAGGACUUGAAUGAAGCCAUAAAGCAGUGCCCCAACAACCGAGAGAUCCAGCGGCUGCUCCAGAGGGUGGAGGAGGAGUUUCACAUGCUCGACCAGGAGGAGCACCAGCAGCAGGACCUGGAACUGGAGCCUCCUCCCUCCCCGCCUCCUACGCCUCCCCCGGAAGAGGAGGAGUCACUCUCCCUAUCCAUGCCUCUCCCCCCUCCCCCAGAGCCCCGCCUGGAGGACAUGGAGCCCGUCCAGGACCUGUUUGAGGAUGAGGACUACCUGGAGCAGGAGCUGGAGGCCAUGUCGAUGGGUCUGCCCCCGCCCGAUUCCCUCUCCAACCCCUCCAGCCUUCCCAUCAUUCAUAGCCCACCGCUCUCCCCCACACAUCCAGAUCAUAUCUAUUUAACUGGAGGCUCGCCCAUGGGCCAGCCCUACGAGUAUCACCCCACCUCGUCCUCCAUGUCCUCUCCAACCCGCGGGACGUACCAUUCAACGUCGCCCUCUUUAUCCCCAACGCAUCAGAACUCCCACUACCGCCAUAGCCCACCUCACACCUCCCCGGUGCACCAGCCAUCCUACCGUUUCAGCCCGCCACCUAUGGGCACCGGGGGUCAGGGAAUGGAUCACCAGAGCCCACCGCCUUCCCCUUUACGUCGGGCUGCACAAUACAGAGCCAGUCCGCCGGUAGAGAGUGUUUGUCUGUACAGGUCCCAGUCCGGGUCUCCUGUGCGCUACCAGACCGAGCAGCACCCCGGCCGACCCAAAUCCCCCCUCUCUAAGAUGAGCAGUCAGCGUUCUUUCCAACUGAGCUCCCAGCCCUCGUUAUCCUCCGGGCACCACCAAGCCCAGGGCCUUCGCCUCCAGCCUUCUAUAGCCCAGAUAGUCCGCACAAACCAGCCCAGCAAUGUAAUGGGCAACAACAGUUACGGAGGCCCGAUGGGCCACUCCAUGGGUGGUCGCUACCAAGGGGGCUCGGUGGAUGUGGAGAGCCGGCUGGUGUAUCAGCCCUCCCUUGAUGGACGGUCUAUGCCACAGGUCCAGGCCAGCCUCAGCUCUGGGGCCCUCUGUCAGCACGGCGGCCGAGGAGGGGUUAUGGAGUCGAACCUAUUGAAGGAAGAGAUACCCCAGCGCCCCUCCUCUGCCUACCGCGCCAGCAGCGGGGGCCCAGGGGGCAUCCGUUACAGCCAGACACCUCAGAUCAGCCGCAGCCAGUCGGCCGCCUACUACCCAGUCUCUGAACACAUACUGGAGCGUGCAAACGCCAUGCCCCCCUGUCAGCUGGGCUCGCCUGAGAUCCCUCACAUGGUGAGACGCCCCGUCAGUGCCAAUACUACUGAGUUGAAGCAGCACGUGCCCACCCCCAGGCCUCUCAUCCACUCCCAGAGCGUGGGCCUUCGGUUCUCCCCCUCCAGCAACAACAUCUCUACUGGAUCCACCUCGAACUUGGCGCCGGGCUUCAGGCCUUCCUCUUCCAUUCAGCAGAUGGAGAUCCCCCUGCAGGCUUCAUAUGAGCGCAGCUGUGAUGACAUCUCUCCCAUCUCUCCCUCGCAGGGCGGCGGGGGGCUGUAUCAGGGCGAGACCAGCCGCUCUCGGAACACGCCCUUCAUGGGCAUCAUCGACAAGACGGCGCGGACUCAGCAGUACCUGCAUCAGCCCACGUGGUCCAGGGGCAUGACGUCCAUGGACUCUGCGAUUAGCCCCACCUCUCCCGGCCAGCUGGUCCAGCAAGGCUCCACUUACAGCCCCCCCGCCUCACUCGGCAACAUCGCCUACUAUAACAAGACUAACAACGCCCAAAACGGACACCUGCUGGAGGAGGACUACUACACCCAGCCCCAGCCCCCCUCCCUUGGCAAACUGUCUAACGGCUCCCGCGGCGGUGGGGACAUCCUGGAGCGGGUCAGCCAGGUGCCCACCUACCCGGACGUCAAGGUGGCGAGGACUCUGCCCGUGGCACAGGCCUACCAGGACAACAUGUACCGCCAGCUCUCGCGUGACUCCCGCUCCCAAGGCCCCACGUCCCCCAUCAAACCAAAGAGACCAUUUGUGGAGUCAAACGUGUGAUGGCCUGUCUGUGACUGGUCGGUGGGACUGGGCUCGUUAGAAGCGAACGGACGGUUGGACAGACCCUUGUACAUGUGACACGGACGAACUUGUCCUACAGAAACUCACGAGAGACAAAUCCAGUCGGAGAGAGAGGAAACCACACAGCAGGCACAACGGUGAAGCGAUCAUUUCAUUCUCAUACUCUGCACACAGGUAGGAAAACGGGAGGCUCUCCACAAAUUCUGAUCUCACACUGAUUCAAAGACCAGUGCACUUCCAAAAUGGUGGUGAGGCACAAAGUUCCCACAGGUGAACACAACAGAGCGAAAGGUACCAAUAAUCGGACUCUACUCGUGGACUCUGCAUCCAUCCUCUGUUCUUACAAAGUGUGCUCUUAAGCAAGGUUGCUAGUAGGCUCUAUUCUAUGUAACACAAUACUAUAUGUUCAAUACUGUACAUUGCUCAGAAAAAAACUAAAAUGGCUCAACAACUCAGUACUUAGAGAAAUAUGACAAUAUUUAUAAUUAAGUUAUAUAUUGUACAUAGAGAUAAAAACAAAACAUAGUUUGCGUCUGAAUUGUAUUCUGUUACUCCUGCCUUUGUGUCCCACUGCUAGUCAUAUGGAAACCGGCCAGGAGGCGGGAGGAGGGACGGAGACCGACUUUGAGAGACAUUAAUACCUCGGGUUUUGUCAAAAUAGAAGAAAAUAAUACUUUGUCGUGGUUUAUGCUUUUUCUGCUGCAAUACGCCCUCGAUGUAAACUACUGCUGCAACCGAUGAUUUUCAUUUUUCUGUUAAUCUCCAGCACAUGUUUUUGAUUUAUCUCUUUAUGAUAAUGAGACAAACAACCAUCAGUCCAAAACCCAAAGAUACAAACAAAAAGCUAAAUCUGACUGAAAUGAUGAAUUCACUAUCAUGUCACUUGCCCGUCGAUUGUUUCAGGUCUGAGUCGAGGACAGGAUCCAACUGAUCCCAGAACAGUCAAAGUAAAUACGUGCACCUUUAAAAGGUUGAGACAUUUCUGAGGUUGAGACACUAGAUUUUUCUGUUUAUCCUUUUUUAAGCAUCAUUCCUGUGAACGUUUAAUAACAUAUUUGUCUCCAGCUCCUUGUCAUAACAAGGACAGUUUGUUCUAUUAGGAGAAAAGAAAAAAGGCCUUAAGUGCAAUAACUGUGUUUACAGUUCGAAGCCUUGUCGACAGAAACGUUCAUUCAUCUUUAUCUGAAUGAUCCGGAUCAAAUGAUAAACACUAAAAGAAUCUUUUAAGAGUCAAAGUUUGUCUCAGUCCCUCCUCGGUUCCUAACGACACUGAACGUCCAUACGAGAGACAACUUGCUGGUGAUGGGUUAACAUGGUUAGUGCUCAGCGACUAUGAGCAAGCAGAUGCGUACACACGACCACUGUAACAGACGUUCUCCCCCUGACUCCUGCAUUAUCUCGUGCCGUUUCUUUUUACCCAUAAUGCAUUUUUACGCCGCCACCUCUGCACUAAAAAUGCCUGUUAAGUUCCUAACUAAGGGUGCACUUUAUGUAUUUUACUUACUGUGUUGUUCUGAUUGUUGAAAUGUUGGAGAACGUGGGUGUGUGAUGGGUCAGACCCCUGGCCACUGAUACCAGACUAUCAAGGACACUUAUUAUUAUUAUUAUUAUUAUUAUUAUUAUUACCAUAUGAUUUACAAAGCAGUGAUGAAUGACAAUAUGAAGAGCAAACAAUGUUUUUAACAGGUGAAGAUGUAUAGACUUUCUAGCACAAGUUGUAUAUACUGGCUCAGAUGUUCCACUCCGUCCAGCUCGGGUUCGUUAGUUAAGCAAAGUCUGUUUGAAGAAGCCGAUCAUAUUUAAGUAAUGAUAAAAAAAUUAAAUAAAAAAAAUCAAUAAGUCUCCAGAUGAGCCAGUCCAAUCCACUGGUCCUGCACACGCCUUGAAAAUAAGUGGAAUCUACUGCAAACAAAAAAUAAACAAGACUGACAUUUCAGAAACUCUGUAUCUGGAGUUUGACUUGAAAAAAGUGGGAUAACGAGAAUAUUCAAGUUAUUUGUAUAUGUGGGAAAAGGUUACAGAUCGUUUGUCUGGAACGUUUUUAUUUUGGUUCUAGAUAAAGAAUAUCUAAAAAGGAGACGGCUCCUCCUGAACGUCUCCUCUUUAUCCUCAGUUCACCUGCUACCAGAGAAUCGCCCGACUUAUCUUUACAGAGAUUAAGGUAUAAACUGUAAGAUACUUCAUUUAAACUGGACUUCUCAGUUGAGGGUGUAUGGUUUCAAGCUGUGUGUGUAUAUUAGUUUGCUGUACAUAGUCUGAUGCAUGUUCUAUUCUUUCCACGAGCUCAAGCGGAAACAUGUAUAGCAGUGUCCCGGCUCUGGUGUGUGAUACAGUGUUUGGAUCGAGAUAAGGAGACUGCGAUCCCUGAACUGUCCUUAUCAUUUUCCUCAAACCUCGCCAGACAAAAGGGAAAAUGUUAUUUUUCUUUUCUUUUAAUGUAUUUGCUUGCUGAGCAGAGUUCUCUUGUCUGUAAAUGUGAGCUUUCAGAUCGCUGUGACAAAAAGUUUAAUUAAAAACAAAUAAAAAGAAUGUGUUUUUAUCUCAUGAUAACUGAUUGUAAUCUGUACAGUCAGAAACAAAAAAGAGCAUAUUUAUAAAUGGUUACCAACUGAAA
Pleuronectes platessa (European plaice) is the source of this 9165-nucleotide messenger RNA. It is a transcript of the gene tanc2b, whose product is annotated as tetratricopeptide repeat, ankyrin repeat and coiled-coil containing 2b. NCBI's taxonomy places the organism in Eukaryota, Metazoa, Chordata, Actinopteri, Pleuronectiformes, Pleuronectidae. The transcript has 31 exons. Gene Ontology annotation, molecular function: protein binding. The record is from RefSeq and is a predicted model, not a curated record. Bases 135 to 6530 code for a protein of 2131 amino acids. Gene Ontology annotation, cellular component: dendritic spine. Gene Ontology annotation, biological process: regulation of dendritic spine morphogenesis.